Molecule: messenger RNA, 6977 nt
Organism: Heteronotia binoei (common prickly gecko)
Lineage: Eukaryota; Metazoa; Chordata; Lepidosauria; Squamata; Gekkonidae
Gene: ATRNL1
Product: attractin like 1
Exons: 29
Coding region: 448-4602 (1384 amino acids)
Cellular component (GO): Golgi apparatus
Molecular function (GO): protein binding
Source: RefSeq, a predicted model, not a curated record
CUGUGAGGGAAAGCUGCAAGGUCAGGAGACAGUCCUCCGUUCAUGGAAGACGGGGGCAAUGAGCCCUGAGGAAGAAGAGGAAGAGGAGGCGGGAAAGCGGCUGUUGCUGGCGAUUUACCUGAGGGGUCAAGAGGAGGUGUGAGGAGCCGAGAAGCUUGGGAAGGAAAGAAAAGCAGGACUUGGAGCACUUGCUUGCCACCGCCACCUCCCGUGGAAGGAAUUAAGGGAUUCUCUUCAGGACGCAUUUUUUUUCCUUCUCCGCGCUUGUGUUUUGGUAAAGACCUCUUCUGUUUUUCCCUCCUCCCCCCUAAGCUCACUCUGUCCCUGACUUGGGUGAUGUGUGUGGCGUGGUGGAGAUUGCUUUUAGCCUGGUUAGAUCUGAAUAAGGAACUGGGUUAAUCUGUCUUCCCUCCCCUCCAUCCCAGCUCUGGAGAGAGGUGGUUGUGGAUGUGCACUACGGCAAAGAUGACGGAUCCUUUGGGGAAAGCCCUGCGCAGGAUGGGAGGCCCUCCUGUGAUCCUUGGAGCCUGGAGACCUUUUUCAUGCUCUUGUUGCUGCUUUUCGACCUUCCUGGAUAUGAACAACUGGCUGAUCUUCUAUGGAUUAUUGUACCUGGUACUGUAUGCUCAGGUUUCCCAGUCUAAGUCUUGUGAAAGAACUUCUUGCUUUUCUGGUCGAUGUAUCAAUUCCACCUGCCUCUGUGACCAAGGCUGGGUAGGAGAUCAGUGUCAGCACUGCCAAGGCAGGUUCAAGUUAACAGAGCCUUCUGGAUACUUAACAGAUGGACCAAUAAAUUAUAAAUACAAAACAAAAUGUACAUGGUUAAUUGAAGGAUAUGCUAAUUCAGUUUUAAGAUUAAGAUUUAAUCAUUUUGCUACAGAAUGUAGUUGGGAUCAUAUGUAUGUUUAUGAUGGAGAUUCAAUAUAUGCACCUUUAAUAGCUGUAUUUAGUGGUCUUAUAGUUCCGGAAGUUCGUGGAAAUGAAACUGUUCCUGAAGUAGUUACUACAUCUGGCUAUGCAUUGCUACACUUUUUUAGUGAUGCUGCUUAUAAUCUAACAGGAUUUAAUAUUUUUUACUCAAUUAAUUCAUGUCCCAAUAAUUGCUCAGGGCAUGGAAAGUGCACAACUAGCAACUCCAUUCCAAGCCAGGUAUAUUGUGAAUGUGAUAAGUAUUGGAAGGGAGAAGCCUGUGAUAUUCCUUACUGUAAAGCUAACUGUGGGAGUCCUGAUCAUGGCUACUGUGAUUUGACAGGAGAAAAACUGUGUGUGUGCAAUGACAGUUGGCAAGGUCCUGAUUGUUCAUUGAAUGUUCCUUCCACGGAGUCAUUUUGGAUACUACCCAAUGUAAAACCUUUUAGCCCAUCUGUAGGUCGGGCUUCCCAUAAGGCAGUUCUACACGGAAAGUUUAUGUGGGUGAUUGGUGGAUAUGCAUUUAAUUACAGUACAUUCCAAAUGGUAUUAAAUUAUAAUUUGGAAAGCAGCAUAUGGAAUGUAGUACCUGUAUUGAAAGGACCCCUUCAGAGAUAUGGACAUACUAUCGCGUUAUUUCAGGAUGACAUUUACAUGUAUGGAGGCAAAAUUGAAACAAAUACUGGGAAUGUCACUGAUGAACUAUGGAUUUUCAACAUACCCAGUCAGACCUGGACUACCAGAAUUCCUGCAGUACUUGUUCAUGGCCAGCAAUACGCAGUUGAAGGCCAUUCUGCACACAUUGUGGAGUUGGAUAGCAAGGAUGUUGUCAUGAUUGUGAUUUUUGGUUACUCCGUAAUAUAUGGCUACACAAGCAGUGUUCAAGAGUAUUAUAUUAGAUCAAAUUCUUGGCUUGUACCAGAAACAAAAGGGGCAAUUGUGCAAGGUGGAUAUGGCCAUACUAGUGUCUAUGAUGAUACAACAAAAUCUAUUUAUGUUCAUGGUGGAUACAAAGCAUUGCCUGGUAAUAAAUAUGGAUUGGUUGAUGAUCUUUAUAAAUAUGAAGUUAACAGUCGGGCAUGGACAAUUUUGAAAGAGAGUGGUUUUGCAAGAUAUCUUCAUUCAGCUGUCAUAAUCAGUGGAGCUAUGCUAAUUUUUGGUGGAAACACUCAUAAUGAUACUUCUCUGAGUAAUGGUGCAAAGUGUUUUUCUUCUGAUUUCCUGGCUUAUGAUAUAGCUUGUGAUGAAUGGAAAAUUCUUCCCAAACCUAAUCUUCAUCGUGAUGUAAACAGAUUUGGUCACUCAGCAAUUGUCAGCAAUGGGUCUAUGUAUAUAUUUGGAGGCUUUUCAAGUGUUCUUCUAAAUGACAUCCUUGUGUACAAACCUCCCAACUGUGAAGCAUUCAGAGAUGAAGAGUUUUGUAAAAGUGCUGGACCUGGAUUAAGAUGUUUAUGGAACAAAAAUCACUGUGUGUCAUGGGACUCUGGUCAUAUUAAUAACAUUCUUAGGGCGAAGUGUCCCAGAAAAACAGCUGCAGCAGAUGACAGAUGUUACAGAUAUGCAGACUGUGCCAGCUGUACUGCCAAUACAAAUGGCUGUCAGUGGUGCGAUGACAAGAAGUGCAUUUCAGCAAACAGUAACUGCACUGUGUCAGUAAAAAACUACACCAAAUGCCAUGUAAGAAAUGAACAGAUCUGUAAUAAGCUCACCAGUUGUAAAAGCUGUUCACUGAAUCUCAACUGCCAGUGGGACCAACGACAGCAGGAAUGCCAAGCUUUGCCAGCUCAUCUGUGUGGAGAAGGAUGGAAUCAUGUUGGAGAUGCUUGCCUCCGUGUAAACUCUAGUCGUGAAAACUAUGACAAUGCAAGACUUUACUGCUAUGGCUUAAAUGGGAUUCUUGCAUCAUUAACAACCUCAAAAGAAGUUGAGUUUGUUUUGGAUGAAAUGCAGAAAUAUACACUCCAGAAAAUAUCACCUUGGGUAGGUUUACGUAAGAUCAACAUCUCCUACUGGGGAUGGGAUGACAUGUCUCCCUUUACAAACACUACAUUGCAGUGGCUUCCUGGAGAACCAAAUGACUCUGGAUUCUGUGCUUAUCUUGAACGGGCAGAAAUAGCAGGUCUGAAAGCAAACCCAUGUACAGCCAUGGCUGAUGGCCUUGUAUGUGAGAAGCCUGUUGUUAGUCCAAAUCAAAAUGCUAGGCCCUGCAAAAAGCCCUGUUCUCUCAGGACAACAUGCUCGAACUGUACAAGCAGUGGUAUGGAGUGCAUGUGGUGUAGCAGUACAAAACGAUGCGUUGACUCAAAUGCCUACAUAAUCUCCUUUCCAUAUGGACAGUGCCUAGAGUGGCAGACCACCACCUGCUCUCCCCAGAACUGCUCUGGAAUGAGGACUUGUGGACAGUGUCUGGAGCACCCAGGAUGUGGUUGGUGCAGUGACCCUAGCAAUACAGGCAAAGGGCAUUGUGUGGAAGGGUCCUCAAGGGGACCAAUGAAGUUCACUGGGUUGAAUCCUGCUGAAAUGGUUCUUGACAACAAUCUUUGUCCCAAAGAGAAAAAUUAUGAAUGGUCAUUUAUCCAGUGCCCAGCUUGUCAGUGUAAUGGACACAGCACUUGCGUUAACGGUAAUGUUUGUGAUCAGUGCAAAAACCUAACUACAGGAAAACAGUGUGAAACAUGCAUGCCAGGUUACUACGGGGAUCCAACGAAUGGAGGCCAGUGUACAGCUUGCACCUGCAGUGGACAUGCAAAUAUUUGUCACAUGCAAACAGGAAAAUGCUUCUGUACAACUAAAGGAAUCAAGGGAGACCAGUGUCAACUCUGUGACUCAGAAAACAGGUACCUUGGUAAUCCACUCAGGGGAACAUGUUACUAUAGCUUGCUGAUUGACUAUCAGUUUACCUUCAGUUUAUUACAAGAAGACGAUCGCCAUCACACUGCCAUAAACUUCAUUGCAAAUCCUGAACAGUCAAACAAAAAUUUGGACAUAUCAAUUAAUGCAUCAAACAACUUUAACCUGAAUAUCACUUGGUCUAUUGGUUCUACAGCUGGAACAAUAUCUGGAGAAGAGAUUCCUGUAAUUUCAAAGGCUAAUAUCAAGGAGUACCGAGAUAGUUUUUCCUGUGAAAAAUUCAACUUCAGGAGCAACCCAAAUAUCACAUUCUAUGUGUACGUCAGCAACUUUUCAUGGCCAAUCAAAAUACAGAUUGCAUUUUCACAGCAUAACACCAUCAUGGAUCUGGUACAGUUCUUUGUCACUUUUUUCAGUUGUUUCUUGUCACUGCUGUUGGUGGCUGCUGUGGUCUGGAAAAUCAAGCAAACUUGCUGGGCUUCUCGACGGAGAGAGCAACUUAUGCGGGAACGACAGCAGAUGGCCAGCCGACCCUUUGCUUCCGUAGAUGUGGCUCUGGAAGUAGGAGCAGAACAAACAGACUUUCUACGAGGACCGUUAGAGGGUUCUCCAAAACCAAUUGCUAUCGAGCCUUGCUCAGGAAAUAAAGCUGCAGUGCUGACUGUGUUUUUAUGCCUGCCAAGAGGAUCAUCAGGAGUCCCACCACCUGGUCAGUCAGGGCUCGCCAUUGCAAGUGCACUGAUAGACAUUUCACAACAGAAGCCCUCAGAAUGUAAAGAUAAGAGUUCAGGAGUCAGAAACAGAAAACAUCACCUUUCAACACGUCAAGGAACUUGCGUCUGAGAUCAAGAGAAUGCAUUUGUACAUUCUGUAAUUUUUUUUCUUUUUUAACGAGCUUCCAUUGUAAGCUAAACUACAGCCUCAGUUUUUGUGGAGGCAACCUCUGGACAAUGGUACAGAUGAUGGUCAGAAGCACGAGGCCCUGCUGGAAGAGCACCUUUGUCCAUCUGUGCCCUCAAAGCAGGGCAGCCUGGAGGGCAAAUGUGAAUAUUUUGGGCGAGCUUGAGGAAAUGCAUCCGUAAUGAGAUGAAAAACAAAACAUUUCUUCAUACUUGUUCUUAUCUAUAUCAGGAAAUGAUGGAGAAAGAUUGUACAUUUUUUUUAAUGUGGAAGGAAAUAUAUCACUGAAAAUUAAACAAUUCUUAAGGAUUCAUUGUACACAUAGAAAUAAUGGGUUGCUCAGUUUCUCAGCUUGAUAAACACUUAAGAUGCAUACAUAAAGAAGGAACUGGCACUGUUAGGGAUAUUAUUAUUUCCCAGUUAAGAAAGCAGAUUUUGAAGUAGGUGAUAGGCAGAUAUGUUUAAAUAUUCGUAUAUUUCAAGGAUAGCAUAUAGAAAACUGGCUUUAUAGGAUUUCUGCCUUCCAAAAGACUUUGCAACAAUCCAAACUAAAGCAGGAUUAAAAGUGGACUGCUUCAUAAGAAUUCUGAAUGAGAAACACAGUAAAGAGUAGAUGCCCAUCUUCCAUGCCAGCCAACUAGCUCAUUAUCCCAGUUGAUUAUGAGAAAGCCAGCCCAGCAGCCAAGAUCUUUGUAACAGCCAUCUCCAAAACUGCAAGACUCUGAAGAGCUUAACUCUUUAUUCUUGUGCAGUAGUGUGUCUGAUUCUGUUUUACUACUGUAAUAUUGAGGGAAGGCCAAAGACCAAUGUGCUAUUCAGCUUACCUAAGCCCACUGACUUCAUUGGGUUUAGGGCAUCCUUAAAUUAGUUUUGGAUUGUAGCCUUGUUGCUUGGUGUUAAAUCAUUCUUCUCAACUCUUCUUCAACAGUAAUUUUGCCACACCAACCCUUUUUCAGAGUCCAAACAGCAAAUUCAACAGUCCUUCAUUUCUUCCUCUUAAAAAAAAAAAAAAAAAAAGAUCACAGCACCUUAAACAUAAAUCACUCUAAAAAUCACCAAAGAUCUUUUAGCAUUUUUGGUGUUCAAGAUUCUUAGAAUAGCUUUUCUGUAGGAGAAUCAACAAGUUGCGUACCAUAGUGUAUCCCAAAGUUAAAGGGAAACCCUCCUCUAGGUAUUUGCAAGGAAAUAAGGAAACAAUAAAGCAACCUAUUGCCAUUACAUAGCAUUUAGUAUUUUACAAUGUCUUUUUCAGACAGUGGCAGUGGAUGAGGCACUCUUAUAGUCUCAGUCCAGAGAACAUUAAAUGCAUGUGAGUGAAAUCAAUGCAACUUUAGUGCUUAACUGUUCUCCUUAAUCUUGUUCAUUUCACUGGGACUUAAGUGUGCAAACUUCUUUGGAGUUAGGCUGCACCUUAAGUGUUUGUAGCAAGUUACACAAACCAAGGCCUUUUGCUAGAGCUUCCUUGUAAAGACAGAACAGUAGCUCUUAAUCUGCAGAGCUGUGAACACUUGAAGUAGUCCAUGAGAUAUAAACUCUUACCUGUGGUAGAGUUUGGUAAAUAUGAAAAUGAAAGAAAUAUAAUUGAUGUUUACUACUAUAUCUUCAUUUUUAUUUUUAUUUUCUUUCCGGAAGGGAAUGAGAUUUCACUGUUUACACUUUGACUACAUAGUUACUUGCAUGCCAAGGUGGUGCAGUAGCAGUAAACGCCCUGUUUGUGAGUUAGUAGUGUUUCUUUUGUAAUGCCACUCAAACAUCAGAUGACUUAUGUUGGAUGAGGACUGAAUGUAUAAAAGCAGACAUUUAAAAUUCUUUAAAAGGAACUGUUGUACAGUAUGUAGUUCCCUCUCAUCCAGAAUAAUUAGGUUACAUUUUACUAUGACUGCUAUACUGUUUUGAUUAGUUGCACAUUGAUAAAUUAUGCUGGCAUGAUUGUUGGAAUAUUUUCACAUUUCAAAAAGAGACUAAUUAUUAUGCUAAAGUUAUGUUGUCACAGUAUGAUACUUUUUGGUUGACUGUUCUGACCUCACAUAGUUGUUACCCUAAAACAAAGGACCUGCUUCUCCAAGAACUUAUCUAAUAAAUGACGCCAUUUACAUUUAAGUUCUUUUAGAAUUAGGGCCAAAAAAAAAAGAUUUUUGUUAGAAAUUAUCAAUCAUUGAACAGUUGUAACUCAAAUAAGAGGUGUUUUUUAAAGCAAACCCUUCUGUCAUUGUAGUGUUGAUUUGGUUAAAGAAAAAUGUCAUUAGAACUGGCAUGUAUGAGUAAGAUGAUUAUUUGAAGAAAGACAAAAGAGAAAUAAAAGACUUGGCUGUACAUUU